Messenger RNA from Geosmithia morbida, 1068 nucleotides. RefSeq lists its product as uncharacterized. Lineage: Eukaryota; Fungi; Ascomycota; Sordariomycetes; Hypocreales; Bionectriaceae. The coding region runs from base 1 to 1068 and encodes 355 amino acids. The record is from RefSeq and is a predicted model, not a curated record. The transcript has a single exon.
AUGUCCAUCCUAUCCAGCAUCCGCAAGAGCCGAGAGUCGGCGAGAGAAUACAACGCCAAGGUAGCCGAGCAGAAGAAGCAGGGGGCAUCGUCAUCCGCGGCCUACCGACACGUCCCCACGCACGCCGCCAUCGACGCCGUAGCCAGCGCCCCACCGACAUGGCGCGAGGCCGACGACCGUCGGAAGAUCCUCGAGCAACACCACAAGAGGAGCUCGAUGGGCCCCACCGCCCACGGAGGCUUCCCUCGCGCCUCCAGCAGCCUCUCCUCCGUCUCCUAUUCCGGAGCCGCUCACGGUACUACCGGUGGCGUCUCGCGCGUCGUCCCCCGCUCAUACAGCUACACCGGCGUGUCCCCUUACGCGGACGGCAGCCGCGACGUCAUAUACUCCAUACCCGACCAUGUGCCCCACCAGGAAGAGUACCAGGUCGGCGGCGGCGGCGGGCCGACGAUGGCGACGCGGUCUAGUUCCCAGGACGAUCUGGAGCUGAGGCAUGAUCACAGUGCGCACCACAGCAACAGCGGCGGCAACAACGGCUUGCUGCAUCCUGUCCGUCACGGGAAGGGGAAGGGGAAGCAUAUGCCGUCUUCAGCAUCGUCUUCUACGUCGUCCAACAGGGCUGUACGCGUGGGUACGGCUCCCGGACCUCUCCCAGUCACGGCCAUGAGUGCUGCUGCUCCUCCUCCUGCUGCAACUGCGGCUGCGAUGGUCCUCACACGCAACCCGAGCCCGGACUCGACAUCGUCGCCCUCCCCGCCCGCCCUCACGCCCACGUCCGCCAAGUUUCCCUCCGUCAUCACCCCCGCAGCCACCGCUGCAGCCAAGGAUGCUGGGGAUGUAUCGUACUUUUCCCACCUUGAUCCCAAACUGAACCUCGGCACUCCUCCUCCUCACCAGCCCAGCAAGGCUACGAGGUUUGCUGAACCGAGUCCCGCUGCCAGCGUCGAGCAGAUCGCUAGCGUGCCUGGGGCUGUCAUUGUCAACAUGCUGCCUGAGCCGGCUGAGCCUGCACCCGAGAUGCAGGUACUCAAGAGGAGACGACUGAGCAAGUUGCUCAGAGGUCGUUAA